This is a messenger RNA of Anopheles nili, 1319 nucleotides long. RefSeq names its product la protein homolog (gene La). Gene Ontology annotation, molecular function: RNA binding. The coding region runs from base 53 to 1267 and encodes 404 amino acids. Gene Ontology annotation, biological process: positive regulation of translation; RNA processing. Gene Ontology annotation, cellular component: cytoplasmic stress granule; ribonucleoprotein complex; cytosol. Lineage: Eukaryota; Metazoa; Arthropoda; Insecta; Diptera; Culicidae. The record is from RefSeq and is a predicted model, not a curated record. The transcript is spliced from 3 exons.
GGAAAUUUUACACACCUGUUAAGUGCUGUUCAGUAGUUAAAAGAGCCGCACAAUGACCGAAACGGAGGUACAAUCAUCCGCUGUUACGGAUGUGAAGAAAGCCGAGAAUGAUGAAAAUAACGCCCUGUCUGCGACAGACGCAGCCAUCAUUCGCCAGCUUGAGUACUAUUUUGGAGAUGCUAACUUGGGUAAAGAUAAAUUCAUGAAGGAUCAAAUCACGAAGGACGAUGGUUGGGUGCCGCUGGAUGUGCUGCUUACGUUCAAGCGCCUGAAGGCCCUCAGCGAGGAUAAGGUGGUAAUCGCGGAUGCGAUCGCUAAGUCCGACGAAGGUUUGAUCGAGGUCAGCGAAGAUCGCGAGAAGCUGCGCCGUCAUCCGGAACGUCCGCUGCCGGAGAUGAACGAGGCAACGCGCAAGGAGCUGUACGCUCGCACGGUGUACGUGAAGGGAUUCGCGCCCCAGGAUGGCACCACUUUGAGCGAGUUGGUCGAGUUUUUCCAACCAUAUGACAAAGUGACAAACAUCGUGAUGCGAAAGUAUCUCGACAAACCGUCCAAGAAGUACCUGUUCAAGGGCAGCGUGUUUGUCUCCUUCACCAACACGGAACAGUGCGAAAAGUUUUUGGGUCAGCAACCGCUCAAGUACAAGGGCAAGGAGCUGAUUUGCAAGAUGCAAAACGACUACUACGAAAUGAAGCGCACUGAAUUAAAAGAGCGUGCGGAAAAAAUUGAACAGCGACGGCGCAAGAAGGAGGAAACCAACAACGCUCAUCUUUCGCAGCUACCUACCGGUGCGUGCGUUUUUCUGGAAGGGCUGGGCAAAGAAACUACCCGUGAAACGAUGAAGGAAGCGAUUCGCGCAUUAGACGAUACCCUAGAGUUUGCUUACAUCGAUUUUCAAAUGGGCGACAGCAGCGGUUACGUCCGCUUCAACAAGCAAGAUGCGGGCAAACAGUUUCUCGAGAAGCUAACGGACAAAAAGAUAAAAAUCGAUGAUUCAGAAGUGUCGGCUGACCUGCUCGUGGAGGAAAGGGAAACCGAGUACCUCAAGAAAGUAGCGGAGGAACAGGCCAAACGUAAAGCAUUCGCGAAGGGCAAGGGUAGAGGAAACCGUGGAUUUAACAACCGCAACAACCACUCCGGACACAAGCGAAAGCGAGACAACAGGGACGAUGAGCAGAGCAAGAAAGAUGAACCACCGGUGAAGAAGGACACCGUGGAAAAGGACAAAAAGUCAGCUACAGAAAGCGAGGCGAAGUCUGCCGAAUAGAUGCGUUACGUACUAAGCAAGCGUACGCAUUAGGACGUAAUUUUAUCUACAU